Messenger RNA from Micropterus dolomieu (smallmouth bass), 6386 nucleotides. RefSeq names its product protein phosphatase 1, regulatory subunit 9A (gene ppp1r9a). The record is from RefSeq and is a predicted model, not a curated record. Gene Ontology annotation, biological process: actin filament organization; calcium-mediated signaling; neuron projection development. The coding region runs from base 296 to 3853 and encodes 1185 amino acids. Lineage: Eukaryota; Metazoa; Chordata; Actinopteri; Centrarchiformes; Centrarchidae. Gene Ontology annotation, molecular function: actin filament binding. The transcript has 21 exons. Gene Ontology annotation, cellular component: postsynaptic density; cytoplasm; dendrite.
UGCCACAGUGCAGCUCUCAGUGAGAGGAGCUGCCAAAUCGCACCGACACCCCUGUAGUGCGACUGGCAGCAUCACCCACUUGCCUGCAAUGGCGUUGAAGCGGCUCUAGUGUGUCCAGACGUUUCUGUAGUGGCGAAUCUGCCCGGGACGAUUUACGAGUGUGGGAUAGAAAUGUUUUUUUCCCCCCCCGAAAGGUUUUGCAACGAGAGCAUCCAUAUUUUUGCACGAGUUUACCUUCUGGAUUACAGUGUAUUUACAUCACGCGUCAAUCGAAGCCCGAGCCAUGAAUGUGUGAAUGGGCCUAGAGGAACUUCCGCUGGAUCAGAUUAGGCAGCGCUGCGACGUCAUCAUGCUGAAGACGGAGGCCUCGGGGGAGAGGACCAGCCUCCGGAGUGCUUCCCCCCACCGCAAUGCCUACCGGGCUGAGUUUCAGGCACUCAAGAAGGCCUUUGACCAGCCUCGGAUUGAUGGAGACUCCAAGCCCAAAGACCUCGAACGGGUGAAACAACCGAGGGGCCGCCAGUAUGGCAGCCAUGUCAGUCGCAUUAAGGACAUGUUCAUGCAGAUGGGCUCGGAAAAUCCCUCAGCUAAGGCCAGUGGUCGUGAUGAUUCCUCGCCACAAAAGUUGGUCAAGCCCACCAACUUCAUCAACAAGGCUGAUGGAUCAGUGAUAAAGCUUCAGCAUUCCUCUUCAACUGACAGGAUUGGAGGUGCUGGAGCAAAGUUCUCUGAAACCAGGAAGUUGUUUGAGCAGCAAUCACGUGACCAGUCCCAAUCACCAGUCUUUCCAUACGGACGUGAUAAAAGAGGUUCCCAUGAGCAUCUCGAUGACUGGCGAGGUGCAAGGUCCAAUCGAGGCAGCACAGACUCCUUGGACUCACUUUGCUCCAGAACAGAGGCGUCCUCACCGACGGUUAGUCAACUCAGUGCUGUUUUUGAAAAUGCAGACCACCACAACCAAGGUGCGCCCUGCAGAGGAGUCAGCAGACGGGCCCUCUACUCACCAGAUGGAUUCCAGCGACAUGGAGGUGACCUCAGUGAAGAUGAUUCAAGACAAUCUCCAGUUCGUGGAAGCUACCGGAGCAAGAUAGGGGGAAAGUUUCCCACAUCCUCGUCUUCUGAGGACCUUCUGAGCCCCAGUCCUGGGACGGAGACAUCGGAGCUGAAACCAGUACCACAAGAGAAAGGAGCCCAAGACAAAGAAGACAAGGUUGGGACUAUGGGUGGAGAUAGGCGGCGUCUUUCCGGGGUCACCACCAACGGAAGCCAGGUCAAUGGUUCUUGUGAAGAAGAGGAGAAAUCUUCAGUAAUGAAAAAACUUAUUGAUGAUCUAGGGGUGUCCAAAGCUUCCAAACCUACAGAUGAUGCUGUUCUUAUCGACAAAGCUCUUGAAGAUGCAACCCCUGAGCCACUGCCGACCCUAACUACACCUGCCGGGGAAAGCCAGGAGGAUGGGGAUGGUUCAAGAGAAGACAAGCCCUCUGACUCUCCCAAGGCCCAGGUGGAAGAACCCGACGAGGAAUACUCUGGGAAUGAGCGGGUGAUUUUUAAUGCAGACGGGGAUGCCUGUUACCAGGGUUGGGGGGAAAGCUGCACGGAUCCUGAGGAUGACCUCUACGGAGAUGAUGAGGAUAUUGUCUACGACCCGGGCUCUGACCUGACAGAGAUUCCUGGUUUACCGCAUGAAAACAAAGAGGACAUCCCUCCAAAGAGGAAGAUUCGCUUCAGCACUUCUCCCAUUACGGUGUUCAACACCUACUCCAACGAGGACUAUGACCGACGUAACGAAGAGGUGGAUCCUGUGGCCUCCUCCGCAGAAUACGAGCUGGAGAAGAGGGUGGAGAAACUGGAGCUCUUCCCUGUGGAGCUGGAGAAAGAUGAAGACGGUCUGGGGAUCAGUAUCAUCGGGAUGGGUGUUGGUGCUGACGCAGGCCUGGAGAAGCUGGGCAUCUUCGUCAAAACCGUCAUCGAGGGCGGAGCUGCUGAGAGAGACGACAGGAUCAAGGUGAAUGACCAGAUCGUGGAGGUGGAUGGGACCAGUCUGGUGGGCGUCACCCAGAGCUUUGCUGCCUCCGUCCUCAGGAACACAUCAGGAGUGGUCAGGUUUGUGAUUGGCCGAGAGCGUCCGGGCCAGCAGAGUGAGGUGGCCUCGCUCAUCCAGCAGACCCUGGAGCAAGAGAGGAGACAAAGAGAGCUGCUGGAGCAGCAGUAUGCCCACUAUGAUGCUGAUGAUGACGAGCAGACGGGAGAGUACGCCACAGAUGAGGAGGAGGCGGGGACAACGGUGGCAGACGGGGAGAAGAGCAUCGAGGUGUUUGACUUGCCGGAGACAGAGGACAUCUUGUCUCCCUCGGAGUUAGACGCCACUAAACUCUACCAGAAGUUUAGAGAGCUCCAGAUCAAACACACAGUGACCGAGGCCGAGAUCCAGAAGCUCAAAAACAAGUUGGCGUCAGUGGAGAGGGAGAAGCAGCGCUGGGAGAAGGAGAAGACCCAGCUGAAGGCUAGCAUUGAGGAGAACAAGGAGAGGAUGUUGAAGUUGGAGAGCUACUGGAUUGAAGCGCAGACCCUCUGCCACACGGUCAACGAACACCUGAAGGAGGCCCAGGCACAGUACCAAGCUCUAGAGAAGAAGUACAACAAAGCCAAGAAACUCAUCAAAGACUUCCAGCAGAAAGAGGUGGAGUUUAUCCAGAAGGAGGAUGCGGAGAGGAGGCGGCUGGAGGAGGCUGAGAAAGCCCACCUGGCUGAGAUCCAGGGACUGCAAGUCAGGAUUGCAACUUUAGAGUCGGAGCUAAUGCAGCUGAUGAAGCAGAACGGCAUCCAGGUCAACAACAACAACAGCAACAGUGCUGAGAGGCUCAGCGUUCCGCAGCACAGCCCUAAAAGGGCUGCAGCACAAGCCAUAGACCUGAGGGACAGCUCUCCCCACUCACCAAGUAAAAAGAAAAGCUACAGAGGAGUCGCCCGAGACAGCUUCAGCUCCACAGAGGGAGAGGUCUUGGAGGGGCAUGGCAGUCCAACCCACAGUCGUUCUGGUUCAAUCCGUAGCGCGGCUUCCUGUGAUGGAGGAGCUGCAGUCCUCAGGGGCCUUGGCAGUGCAGAAAGCUCCCCCAGACAAACACUGCCCUCACCGUCAUUAGCAGGAGCCCUCCAGGACGGUUCUGAGCCUCCUGCACUGUCGAGCCCCUCUCACAGUCUGGAGGAACACAGACAUGUUCUGGACCCUGGGUCCUCCCUCAGGAAAACUAAAGUGAAGGACAAAGAUCCCAGAGCUUCACCUGGAAACAGCUCCAUAGAGCCGUCAACAGAGGACAAUCCAGAAAAACUCAAGGCCAAGUUACAUGAGGGACCCUCUUUGAAUGAUGAUCUGAGUGCCAGCAGCAGCAGCUCAGUGGAGAUCAGCGGCCUGCUGAGUGAAGCCAAGAUGUCGGGACGCUCACACGCCCUCGUGCUCUCUUCAGAUGAGAGUCUGGAUAUGAUAGACGAUGAGAUCCUGGACGAGGGACAGUUUCUGAAGCAGCAUCAGUGGCAGAACCGCAGCAUACCAGAGUGGACCUCCCAGCAAGUGGCCCGCUGGCUCAUGGGCCUCAACUUGGAGCACCAUAUCCCAGAAUUCACUGCCCAAAACAUAGAUGGAGAACAACUGCUUCAGCUGGAGAGCGCUGAGCUCAAGGCCCUUGGAGUUGCUUCUUCUCAGGACCGCGCCCUGAUCAAGAAAAAGAUCAAAGACCUUAAAGUUCUGAUGGAGAAGGCCAAGAGGAACCGAGAGAAAGUGGAGAAACAGCGUGAGAAGCUACGGAAGAGAGAGCUGGAGCAGCAGAAAGAGGCGCGCAAAGAAAGCGCGGCAUAGUGAGUGAAUUGUUAGAUCACCUCCCGCUUUACUGUAGCACCACACCAAGUAGCAUCUUGCGGAACAGAACUUCAGUGAGCCCUGAGGGACGCCUACUGGGUAGUUCAAUAGUUGUCAGUGGUGGAGCUACACAACCAACUGUUGGAGAUUGCUGAUUGACUUUUUCACCAAGCAGAUUAAACCAAAAUGAGCAGAUGGGUAAUAGGAUGCUGACCCAUUAAUUUGCCUCAUUUUACACCCAUCCCGUGUUUUUAGCCAAUUAAGAAUUUAUUCAGUUGUAUUUAUUUUGCUGUUUAUAGCUGUAAAUUGGGUUUAUUUAUUCAUAUCCGGAAUAAGUCUGUGAAAAGUCAACCUCAUCCUCAUCCCGUAUCAUCUUCAGAGCCGUCUGUGUUACCAUCACAGGACAUUUAGACAUGACGACCAUGUACAUGUACAGUGAUAAAUACAGAUACAAAUAUGUCUGAUGUGCCAUUUUGAUAGAAUUAUGUGUAACCUGUUCACAGACAUAAAUCGCGUUAUUUCUUUGACGAAGCACAUACAGGUCAGGCCUGUGUGGUGGACUAAAUGAGGCAGUAUUCAUAUCCCACCACUGGGUGUCACCAUGCUGCUUACUUUCACUACUGAAGAAGUAAACACUGGAACUGAAGUGGGAACCGACUUUCAUUGGGAGAAACAAACUCUCUCAGUACUUGCAAGAACACUGGAAGUGCAAACACUGUAAAUGUAACCUUACUGGCUUGUCCAAUGCUCCUUACAGUAUACAUGUACCAUGUACCAUACUAAGCAGUUGACAAAGUAUGAAUGAAGACAAGGACAUACAGUAUUCACUGGACUAGUUCUAAUGGAGACUUCAGGUACAAUGUAAUCAUGAAAUUUGUAACUUACCAAACCCAUACCACAAAAACAAAAAAGUUAAAAUGACACUUCCUGCUUAUAUGCAUAAUGUUGCUUUGACUUCGCUUGUAACCUGCUUUUGACCUCUUUUUUUAUAUUCUCUCUCAAUAACAAAGUAAUACCCCGCUGCUGCCUUUAGAAAUUCUAUAGUAGUAGAAUUUUUCUGAACUCUGCCCGCUUCUGUGUGAGUGUCAAAACACAUACAGUAGACAUUUCUAAUUUUGUUUUGUUUUUUCAUAACAAUUACAGGUCAAAGUUCACCGUGCAAAUUACUUUGGAAUAUCCUGAAUAAUGUGUAGGAAUGCUGCCAUAUACAUAAGGACAGAGUCCAGAAAUUGUCUUAUUAAAGAUUAUUGUACCUGAUACUACUGAUGUUACACUGGAAUUUGCAUCUGAUAGAUGCAAUAUAGUUAAGAUUUUCUUAUGAAGCUUCAGUAAGACAUUUUGAUUUACUUGUUAGAUUAAAAAAAAACAUUUUGAAAUUAUUUUGACACAUGCAUUUUAUGCAAUUCUUGUUUUAGGAUUAUGAAGCUCACUGAGAGACAUGUUCCCUGUGUUACUUCUUUAUCAUUCCCAAGAAUCAUUCCGUAGGUUUACAUUAAAUAUAGACACCAGUGUCACCGUCAGAGAUAUAGGCAGCUGUGGUUACGAUUUCCUUUUGUCUUAAGGGCCCUGCCUGGUGCACUGUUAACAGGUUGAGAACAAGAAGAAUAAUAAUGGGGGUUACAGAUACCUCCAUGCAGUGCCACAGUAAUACAGGUGUCACUGAUCUGAUAAUGCUAUUAUUUAUUUAUUUCUGUAUUUAAUGAAGCAACUGACCACUGUUUAUGAUAACUUAUACAAAAAUAAGAGUAUUAUUAACACUUAAUAAUGAUUUAUCCAGAAUUGUAUGAUUACUUCCUAUUGCCAAAACAUAAUUAAAACUGUUCAUUAAAAAUUAUUUAGAUUCAAAUGGUUGUUAUCAAAUGAAGGAUUCAAAGCUUGGAAAUGCAAAGCGAGAAGACAACACAGUAAUGCUCUCCCAUCGUGCUUGCGGUUUUCCUCUAAUUCAACCGUAGUGCUGCUCCAGUGCUACUCCAAUGAAUCAUGAUGUGUUCUUAUGACAUAUUUUGUAACACCUGAACCUUUCUGUGAAUACCGCCCUCCUCUGUCAAGUCGGUCAGCUGACUGCACUCUUUUGACUCUUUUGUAUGUAUAGUAAAACACUGAGAGCAAUACGCUGUAAGAAUCCUAAAGAAGCCUUGUUUUCUAUCGUGUCAGUGUGUGUGCACAGUUUGUCUGAGGGCUGAGGAGACUAAAAGGGCAGACCUGCAGCCCAAGUAUGAUUCUGGAUCUUUUCUAUGUGCUUGACUGAGCCUGCCUGGCAUGAUGAAACCAGCGUAUGGAUGAGACCCUGGUGCUCCUGGCAGGCGAAAACACAAACGUCUGAGUCAUGUCUGGAAGGGUUUGUCUUUCGUGCAAGGAGCAAAAGAUAAUCACAACAAACUGCUAGCCAUGCUUUCACUCUUUUAAAAAAAAGCUGUGCUUAUUCUUCUCCUCAUCCUCCUCUUUUUGUCAUUACCUUGCUCUCUUUUUCGCAUUCUGAAAAUUUUGAAAGGGCAGCUACCUGUCACACUGAAUAAAAUGUGCAGUCACUGUC